Molecule: messenger RNA, 1857 nt
Organism: Aureobasidium vineae
Lineage: Eukaryota; Fungi; Ascomycota; Dothideomycetes; Dothideales; Saccotheciaceae
Source: the annotation of a GenBank genome assembly
AUGGCUCCAGCAAUGCUUUCAACUCUGGUCCUAGCUGGACUUCCUCUUGCACUCAGUCAAUUCGUCAAGGCUCCGACGAAUUGGACCCAUGCUACUGGUUUUGCCGACAUUCCAGUCCGGUACAAGGAAGUCCCGAAUGGCAUCUGUGAGCUUAACAACACCGUAAAGAGCUACUCAGGAUAUCUUGAUGUUGACACCAAUGAACACUAUUUCUUCUGGUUCUUUGAAGCUCGUAACCAGAACCCCAAGGAUGCCCCUCUUACAGUGUGGAUCAACGGUGGCCCUGGUAGUAGUUCGAUGAUCGGGUUGUUCCAAGAACUUGGUCCUUGCAGAGUCGACUCGAAUGGCACAGUGGUCAACAACCCUCACUCGUGGAGUGAAUCUAGUAACAUGAUCUUCAUCGACCAGCCUGCCCAGGUCGGCUUUUCUUACUCCAUUCCUGUCCCUGCGUAUACUGAUCCCAACUCGGGAUCCAUCGUCACUCUACCAAAUGCCACCUGCCCUGAGUACGCACAAAGCUGCGGCACAUACUCUUAUCCCAAUGAGACCCUCACGGCGAAUUCGACCGCUGGGGUGGCACCGAACUUCUGGAAAGGUCUACAAGGCUUCAUGGGUGCUUUCCCGCAGUAUUCUCGCCACGAGUUCAAUUUUGCUACAGAGGUAAUUCACACCGAGGAGAAAUCCUAUAACUACUUGCUAAUACUCGUCAGNUCAUAUGGGGGUCAUUAUAGUCCAAUCAUCAACCAAUACAUCGAGAAACAAAACGAACUGAUCGCAAAGAACGAGCUUCCUACCGCUCACCACAUCAAUCUCAAAACACUCCUCAUCGGUAAUGGCUGGUACGAUCCAUUAAUACAAUACCAGGCCUACUACAACUUCACCGUUUCCCCCGGAAACACAUAUGAUUACAAGCCUUUUAACGAAAGCGUCUCUGCCAUGAUGUACAACGCUCUUUACGGACCGGGGAACUGUGUUGACAUGACCAAAGAUUGCUAUGCUCGUGGCAUCAACGAGGUUUGCAGCUUUGCCGACAACUUCUGUGCUAAUAAUGUCGAGAACGUUCUGGACAUUUUUGCUCUCCGUGAUGAGUACGACAUUCGCGAACUUUCGCCUGAUCCGUUCCCACCUACUUUCUACGUCGACUAUCUCAACUCGCCAAGGGUCCAGGAAGCCAUUGGAGCCUAUGUGAACUUCAGUGAGAGCAGCAGCGCUGUCUCGUCAGCUUUUGGAAGCACAGGUGACGACGACCGCCAGGACGGCACCAUCGAUGCACUCAAGUCGCUAGUGUGUGGAGAUAUCACCGUUGUUCUCUAUGCUGGCGAUGCUGACUAUAACUGUAAUUGGCUCGGUGGAGAGGUCAUUGCUGAGGAGGUCGACGCUCCCGGGUUUUCAACUGCGGGCUACACCAACGUUACAAGCUCAGACAAUGUUGUCCAUGCACAGGUCAAGCAGUCUGGCAAGUUCUCGUUCGUUCGUGUCUUCGAGUCCGGUCACGAAGUGCCUUUCUACCAACCCCUCAUGAGUCUGGAAAUGUUCGAUCGUGCCAUUCACGGCAAGGAUAUCGCCACUGGAAGACGCACAGUCAAGGGUGGAUACAAGACGUCCGGUCCGACCAAGAGCACAUACCGUGAGGGUAACUCUACUGUGCAAUUCGAAAUCGUCAAUGCGACCGCUACAUACAAUACUACUCUGAAUGGACCCGACCCUUCGUCGACCAAGAAGAGCUUCAAAGCUGCGAGCAAAAGGCGUCUCUUCAAGCCCACAAAAAGAGUCGUCGAUCUGACAGUCUGGACACAUCCGCCCUUUGAUACAAGAGAAAGGACAGCAGACCAUCUAUUACCGAUCCUGGAAGCAUAA